Messenger RNA from Mya arenaria, 1742 nucleotides. RefSeq names its product copine family protein 1-like. The coding region runs from base 533 to 1300 and encodes 255 amino acids. NCBI's taxonomy places the organism in Eukaryota, Metazoa, Mollusca, Bivalvia, Myida, Myidae. The transcript has 8 exons. The record is from RefSeq and is a predicted model, not a curated record.
AUGCGAGUGCUAUACUGCACUUAAUUCAUAAUAUGAGUGUGUUAUCAAAGUUUUAAUUGUGACACAGUUGAACAUCUAGGAUGAGUAUGGUAUGAACUACCGUACCAAAACGUACUUUUCAGUUUAAGGAUAAUACUAUUUAUGAGUAGAAAGUGUGAACUUAACCUGUUGACCAUAUAUUCGAUGAAUGUGAUUGCAUUUUGUCAUUCACAUAGUGGAAAAUCAACGGAAUAGAUAAAAGCCAAUGGCUUAAUGAAGAAAUGUGUCUUAAGAUGAACAGUAUUCACUGCAAAAAGCUUGAUCGUCAUUGAUUUUAUCUUCAUGGAUUAUAUUACCCAAUCAGGAAGCAAGUGAAUGCAUGUUGACAUUACGUUUCAAGUGAUGGGAUGUGUGUAUAAAAGACUGAACACGGCCAAUAUAUUCUCGUAUUUAUCUAGUGUGCUCAGGAGCAGGGAAAUAAACAUAAUUGACAUUGCUUACUGUGCUGAGUGUCUGCAUUUUGGAUAAUUGGAUUAAAAUCUAGGGAAAAGGUAUGGCAUCCCGGAAGUUCCGUGCGUACGCGGACCGCUUCUCGACGCUCACGGAAGUCGCGGAAGCCAUCAGAGAGGAGGGACUUGGAAAAUGUGGACUCAUUUUUGGAAUAGAUUACACGAUGAGCAACAAAGUGCAGGGAGAGAAGACGUUUCAUGGGAAGAGUUUACAUGAAAUAUGCGAGGACAGACUCAACCCGUACCAAGAGGUUAUCCAGAUUUUAGGCCAAACACUAGAGUACUUUGACGACGAUAACUACAUCCCUUCUUACGGUUUUGGUGACAUCACAACAAAGGAUCAGGGCAUAUUUGCUCUCAAAAAAGGGGGUGACUGUAAGGGAUUCAAGGAAGUCCUUGACGCCUACAACCGCAUUACCCCGUCGGUAAAGCUACAUCGCCCCACAAAUUUUGCCCCUCUGAUUUACAAAGCCAUUAGUAUAGUCCAAGCGACAAAAAAGUACCACAUCCUUGUCAUUGUAGCGGACGGACAGGUAACAGCGGAAGACGAAACCAAACACGCGAUCGUGGCCGCAUCACAUCACCCACUUUCAAUUAUCGUGAUAGGAGUCGGGGACGGUCCCUGGGGGAUAAUGAAAGAGUUUGAUGACCGACUUCCGACGCGCAACUUUGACAACUUCCAAUUUGUAGACUUUGCUGAAGUGAUGAGUAGCUCUUCGCACCCGGCCGCUGCAUUCGCUCUCGCCUGCCUCAUGGAAAUCCCCGACCAAUACCGCGCCAUUAGGCAACUGGGGUAUCUGGAGGAGGAUUGAUCGUGUAAAUUGUGGUUAGGUGGAAUACGCUGUGACCACGCCCCAACAGUGGAAUCGUAUACAUAUACAUGUACAUAAGGCUUUAUUGUGACAUGCUCUUCUGUGUCAGUAUGUGCUAAAUAUAGACUGUGACACUGUGUAGGGGAAACACAUAAUCGUGGUAUUGUACAUAUACGGGGAAGUUUCACUUUCCAUCAGUUGCAAAGAUUUUGCCAAGGAUAAUAAGUGUCUAGAAUCAUAUUCGACACAUUAAAUCAUAUUCGUGUGCAUGUAUUUUUUGGCCGGGAGGCGUCUGGAUUCACCCUGACUUAGUGUGAAAAUCUAAGGAAUGAACGGAAUAAAACAUUAGAUUUUCAUUUGUCAUUAUAAACCUUUUUUUUUUAGAAAUUACGUUGGACUUUGUUAAAUAAGUCAAAUAAAAUAAAGGUUAAUCGGAAACGAG